Messenger RNA from Cryptosporidium ubiquitum, 2334 nucleotides. Its product is annotated as gata type DNA binding domain-containing protein. The record is from RefSeq and is a predicted model, not a curated record. Gene Ontology annotation, molecular function: sequence-specific DNA binding; zinc ion binding. The transcript has a single exon. Gene Ontology annotation, biological process: regulation of DNA-templated transcription. Bases 1 to 2334 code for a protein of 777 amino acids. NCBI's taxonomy places the organism in Eukaryota, Apicomplexa, Conoidasida, Eucoccidiorida, Cryptosporidiidae.
AUGAAAUCGCAAGUAGAAACUAAUCAAAGGAUGGAUGGUGGAUCUAUCAGUAAUCUUCCUCUGAUUGAAAAUAUUCAAAGUAAAGACAAUAGGCUAGUCAAUAGGAAUAACAUUUUACCUAGCUUGGUCUCUUGCGACCUAUUAUCGGAUGAUCAGUCACUUAUCGGCUCAAGAACUCUAUCUGGUGAUUCUCAAUGUUUGGAAAAUUAUCCCUUUUUGACUGUGAUAGGCCAGCAGGGAUUGAACAAUACUAUUUCAGGUGGAGAACGUGUAUUGAUAGAUUCUGUACGAAAUGUAGGUUGCGAUAGUAAUGGUGAAGGGGACAUGAUUUUUGGAUUGAAAAAUAAUAGGUAUUUUGAUGCUGAUAUUCAAUCAAUAAAAAGUAUGGAUAGUAAACUCAAACAAACGAAUGAAAGAAGGGCUGGAAGGCCACCUUUAGAUAGGUCUGAUUAUUUUUGCCAGAUUUGCUCUGCUACAAAGACUCCUCAGUGGAGAUAUAUUUCAGUCUGUUCAGUAGAGUCGAAGUUAAGAGUGUGUAAUGCAUGCUGGAUGAAACAACGAAAAAAACGUGAUGGUAAAUGUUUGCCUCUCCAAAUAGGUAUGAGCAAUAAUUUGAAUUGUUCAAAUAUUGGUGGGUUAUUGAAAACAUCAAAAAUAGGAGUCAAUAAAGAAAAUUAUGAUUCUCAAAGACAAAGCUAUACAAGAGGAGGAAUGAGUGGAGUGGGAUACAAGAUCAGCGGAAUUGUCAGUAAAAAUAUAAUAGCAAACGGUAGAAGUAUUUCAAUAACUAAUGGAGUUAGUAAAGAUUGCAAGGCAGUUUCUCAUGAUCUUGUGGAUAAUUUAAAGACUUAUGUAUCUAAUGAUAACUUGAAAAAUGAUACAGUCAGUUGUAAUGUUAACGCAGGGAUGAGUAAUGGCCAAUGUAUAAAACCUAUUUCGUUUAGGUCGUCUCCCUACUCUGUGAGUACGGCUACAACCUGUUCUAAUUCUACAUUUGAUUGUCAGUCAUGUGGCAGUCAGCGAUGUUACUGUUCUUCAUUAAUUGGACCCCAAGGUAUUUCAUUAACUAGCACAGUGUCUAGUGAUCCUCUAGAAGGAUCUGGAAAAUUAGUUCCUGGUCCAAAUAAAAUAAAAAUGCAUUGCAAUUUUAAUAAGAGUAUUUCUAUUGAUAAGCUUUCUUCACUUGAUCUAGUUUGUGGUUCAGCAAAUGCUACUGGAAUGAAUUACAAAAAUAAUGGUUCAAAUAGCUCGUUAGAUUUAAACAAUCAAUGUAAUCAGAAUGUUUUUAUUGAUAGUAACAAAUUAUCUGAGACUCACGUGGAUGAGAGACGCAACUUGGUGGAAAAUUUUUCUAUUAGUGAAAAACUUUCGUUUGAUAUUAACUGUGGUAUUGAGACAGGAGAAAGCAACAUAAAAACAGGUAUCGAAGAAUCUUAUGGAGGAAACUGUUUGAAAGUGAAUGCCUCAAAUAUUAGUGAGGAAAGCCCUAUAAAUAGUAUACAACAAAGUCCAAAGCAAAAUUCAAACAUAGACUCGUAUCAAAGUCGAAUUGGAGGCAAAUUGAACAAUGGCUUAUUAACUAGAAAGUGUUCUGACAACAGAAAUAACUUUAUCUCUGGUGGCAAAUUUUCUGUUUCAACACCUGUUCAUCACCAAGCAUCUACUACGGUUUCACCCAACACAAAUUACUGUAAUAUCUCUUCUUACACUUCCUCUCCGUGCCAAUCUUUCCCAACCUAUGAUGGCCCAUUUUUGGAAGAUCCAAACAAAACUAUGUACAUUUCUUCAGGUGUAUACUUUUACCCUAACACAGAAACCAACCGAUGGACUGAAGAGACACCUGUACAGUCCUCGGUGGGGUUAAAUUCCUGCGUUGGAAAUUCCAAUACUGAAAGUGAGGAAAAAGUUGAAGCUUUAUCCUUCCCAUUAGAUCAGGAUACACACAAUACUUUGUCUCAAAAUAACGAACCAAUUGAGCAUGAACAGGCAAAUUACACAAUUUUUAAUAAACAUUUGGUUAACGCAGAGUCAUGGAAUUGCGACUAUUUGCACAUUGAUAUGUUUUGCAUUCCAACAGCAGAUAAAACUCCAAUAAGUUCUGAAGCUUCGACUUCAGUUCCUCAUUAUUCAGUUGGUUCAAAGUUCUUUAAUUCAUCCGUAUCUUGUACGCUUCCAACUGUAUACUCUGCAGAAGUUCAGCAGGAAGAUGAAAGUUCGAGUCAAAAUGAUUGUAACUCCUGGGACUUUGAUUCUUCAUCCAUUUCUUGCAUGGACACAUGGCAGAAUCCUCUAUGGUACGAUUCCUAUUCGAAUGGAUUUUGUAAGUUGUCUUAA